Messenger RNA from Aplysia californica (California sea hare), 2171 nucleotides. RefSeq names its product TATA box-binding protein-associated factor RNA polymerase I subunit B. The record is from RefSeq and is a predicted model, not a curated record. Gene Ontology annotation, cellular component: RNA polymerase transcription factor SL1 complex; RNA polymerase I core factor complex. Gene Ontology annotation, molecular function: RNA polymerase I core promoter sequence-specific DNA binding. Gene Ontology annotation, biological process: nucleolar large rRNA transcription by RNA polymerase I; RNA polymerase I preinitiation complex assembly. Lineage: Eukaryota; Metazoa; Mollusca; Gastropoda; Aplysiida; Aplysiidae.
AAAUUAUCUUGUAGGAUCUUUACUUUGCUUUGCCCCAAAGAAGUUAGCUUGCUUUGCCUCCGAUAUCGAGUGCUCUUUAUCGAUACCAAACUCGAUACCCACGGGCCCACGGUUCUACUUUCGUUUUUCAUUUGUUGUGAUUGUUGUGUUGAGAAUGUGUUGAUAGUUGAUCGACCUGCGUUGUUGAGCAACGUGCCUGCGUUUUGAUUUGAGAAACAGCAAGUAGAUCUAGAUCUAGAUCUAGAUCUAGAAUCUAGCUCAGGAUCCUUAGUUUGUUUAGCAAACUAUACUAUGAUACUACACUGAACAUCAUGCCUUUUAGUUGUGGUGUGUGUGGUAACAGUGAGUAUGAUGAAGAAGAUGGACUUUUCUUUUGCACAGAGUGUGGUACACAGUCAGAGGAACUGAUUGUGAAAGAAUCACACAAUGAUGAUGGGGUUGCAGGGGCUCUUGGACAUGAAGUGAAGGUUUUGAAAAGUCAGGAAACUCCAACUACUUCAAAGAAAUCAAAACUCGGCCGUCCCUGGACAAUUUAUGAAGGAUUUCAGUACAUUCUGAUAGCUCAAGCAGAGGCUCUAAUCAAUUUGGGUGCUGAUAUCACAUUGCAGGAGACUGCUUUCGCAAUAUGGGCAAACUAUCUGUCAAAACUUGGCAUUGCGUUUUGCAAGAAAGAGAAAGUGGUUCCAGAUCUUGUUAAAGAGACUAAAAUUGGCCGUUUGAGAGAACUGCACAGAGGUACAUUUGACAACCCUCUGAAUCAUCAAAGUCCUUUUACAUUGAAGAAAGGAAAGAAAAUCGCACAGCAGAACCGUGCUGCAUCGUCAGUGGACCCGUGCACGGCUCAGGGCGCAGAUUUGGAAGAUCUGGUGGAGAGGGUGGAGGAAGGCUUUAUUGACGAAGAAGAGGGGAAGUUGACUGACUAUAACACCAGGCUCCGAAUUAAAAAAAAUACUGAGAAGUCCCCACAGUGGAUGUGCAUGCCUAAAACGUUGGCCAUUUGUUACAUCGGGUUGAUGAUCUCAAACCCCAGAAUUCUUCCCUGUGAUGUCAUCAGAUGGGUUUAUGAUGGCAAAAUUCCAUACCUGUCAGCUACAGAUGUCCUUCCAGAAGACCUUGUAUUUUCUCAGCAAGAUGCAAAUAUAUUCUCUGGUGAUAUUAAUGUUUGCACACUGCUGACGGAAGUGAACAGACUGAUGAAGUAUUUAGGCAUUCACAGCCUCUCUACCAACUGUUUACAGACAGUGAUACGUAGAUUUGUUGAUGAGCUUUCUUUGCCAGGUGACAUGAAGGGCGUGUGCUGCAAGCUGAUGGAGGAAGCAAAGUACCGCUUGGAGGGAAAGAGAGAUGUGUAUCGCAAACAGGAGUUGCUGGCAGUGGCUUAUAUCGUCACAGCGUUGCGAAUGAUUUUCUCCUUGGAUGGAAAGAGAGAAAAGCACUUGUCUGCAUACUCGGAACAAGUCCAAGGACUGAUAGGAUCAGAUCCAAAGCUGUUUGUUUGGAACAAUUGGAGAAAGUAUCAGAACAGCAAGCCUCAUCUAGAGUUCUCAGCUGUCACCGAGAACUGUAAGGACAUAUCAAAGUCCACGCUGAUGCAUCUAGACCCGAUUCUUGAGUGGUUCAAAGGGCUGAACAGAGACAAGAGAAAAGUGGCCACCCUCUUCUCUCUGUACUCGGAGACAGUAUCAUGGGUGAGAGCAACUCCAGAAUUCCUCACAGCUCUGCAGAGGCCUUUAGAACAAGCUCAUAAAAAACUGAAGUCAUCUCAUUCACGGGAACAAGCACCAUCAGAUACUGACCAGCUGGAGGACUUAUUGCAGCGUCAGACCCACUGUCCCGUCCAGAUGCCAUUCUUUCACCCGGUGACCUCUGACCAAGCCUUGAUGCGGUCAAGACCUCGCGCUUACAUCUGGCUGCUGCAGCUGUGUUGUGAUGUGAUCUACCCCGGCGGGGGCCCCAAAACUGACUUCCUGUGUACCCUGGACCAACAAGUUAUCAAGGUUCAGGAGGCGUUGAUAAACCCUCCCUCGAGGAAACGUAGAAGAGACAGUUCUAGCGACAGGGAGGAGGUUGAGAGUAACGACAGCGCCUCACUUUUUGAUGAUUAGUAUUAUGUUUAUGUUUUGCCAGCUUUACUAAAACAAAAUAUACGACAAUUUUUUUAUAUAUAUGUA